Messenger RNA from Labeo rohita (rohu), 1800 nucleotides. RefSeq lists its product as uncharacterized. NCBI's taxonomy places the organism in Eukaryota, Metazoa, Chordata, Actinopteri, Cypriniformes, Cyprinidae. Bases 372 to 1700 code for a protein of 442 amino acids. Gene Ontology annotation, molecular function: zinc ion binding. The transcript has 8 exons. The record is from RefSeq and is a predicted model, not a curated record.
UAGUCAGCGCUGCUGCGCGCAUAUAGCAAAGUAGGGCUGGCAUAUUGUUAAUAUUAUUAGUUAAAUACGACACUUAGAGAGUAAAAAUUUUCGAAUUCAGAUUUUAAACACACGUGCAUGUUUCUGUAUGGUGUUGUACAACAAUGUCAUAACUGACAGUAGUUUAAAAUCUCGUUUGCGGAAAUGCAAGAUUGUGGGCGGAUCAGCUAAUGAAUGCGCUUCUUCAUAACAAAAAGAGGAAAAAUCACGAAUUGUCAACUGGAGGCUUCGCACGACAGCGACUUCAGAGGGACAUGCGUGAUAUAAUGCUGUAGAGUCAAAACUUCUCUUGUUUCUGCUUUCCUUCUGAAUUCCCCACAGGUCUGCUCAUCAUGGCGACAUCUGCUGGAGACAGCAGUAUUCUCGAGGAGGAGCUGACGUGUCCAGUGUGUCUGGAUCUUUACCGCGAUCCCCACCUGCUGCCCUGCGGUCAUAACUUCUGUUUGCCGUGCCUGCGCAGACUCAAGAGCCGCUCCGACCACGGCCGCCUGCGAUGCCCAGAGUGCCGACAUACUCACCGCAGCUCCGCCAACUGGCAGAAGAACUUCAAACUGGCCAACAUCGCUGACGGUUUCCGCCGUCGCGGCCAGUCAGAGCGCUCCACCCAGAGCCGGAGCGACCCGUCUCACAGACCCACCCAGGUUCGCUGUGAUUACUGUCCCGAGGAGCCUAGCGAAGACGGGAAGGGUCCAGUGGCGGUUAAAACCUGCCUGAAGUGUGAAGUGUCCAUGUGCCCGAAGCACGUUCAGCCUCAUUUGGAGCUGCCGGCGUUCAGAGAGCAUCCGCUGGUGGAGCCGCUCAAUGACAUGAGGAAGAGGAAGUGUUUGGAGCACGACGAGAUGUUCCGGUACUAUUGCCUGGAUGAGCGCUUGUUCCUCUGUAAUGCCUGCACCAUAGAGGGAACACACUGUGGACACUCCAUCAAAACGCUGAAGAACACCAUGAAAGAUUUUAAGACCCAUCUUGACAUUCAGCUGCACAAGACUAACAGAAAGAUCCUUAAGGCAGAAAAAACCCGACUGGAACAAAAAGAGAUUGAACAGCACAACAAGGCCUACCGGGACGACACAGACCAACACCUGGAUGCUUUCCGAGAGACUUCUAUUGCACAUCUGGAUGCUUUUCUGUCCUCGCUGCGUGAAUGUCUCAGCACUUACGAUGCUGAUCAGUGUUCAGGAAUCCAGCAGAACUUGAGUCGAAUAGCACAAGAUCAGACCCGUCUACAAGAGGUUCACUCGGGCUUUGAGAGGCUUCUACAUGAGAGCGACGCUUUCCAGUUCAUUAAGGAGUACAAUUCAUCCAUAAAAAGGUACCGGCGGCUGCUGAGAAAGCCUCUGUUUUUCCCUGAUGAGCCCACAGUCGACACAGAGCCACUGUAUGAAACUAUGGAGGGAAAGAUGGGCGAGUUCAUUGCUGAGUUGCGACAGCAUGCCAAUACACUCAUCAGCACCAUCUGUGAAUUUGACGGGGGAGAUGCUGAGGAGGAGGUGGAAGAUGAUGACGAUGAUGAAGACGAUGAUGAAGAAAGUUUGGAUGAUGACAAUGAGGAGGAGGAGGGUGAGGAGGAGAUGAGGAGUGAGGAAGAGGAGGAGCAGAACCUCACUGAUUCUGGAGAUGAAGAAUAUACACCGGAGGAGGAAGAAGAGGAUGAGGAGGACUAGCAGAAGAGGAUCUGCACUUGAGUUCCCCAAGCCAAAGUCUCAAAUGAGCCGCCGUCUCCUGUGGUCUUGCAUAUAGAGUUCAUGAUGCAGUGGACUUGCA